GAUGGCGGCUGCCGCACUAAAACACGAGAUUUCAUCAGAGGAAGAAAUACUCAGUGAUUUAGAAACUACAGAAGAAACAUCAAAACCUCAAACGCAGAAGAUCCGAGAGACUCCAGAAGACAUUAAGCAAGAGGCAAUCAUUAAUUCACUGGCAUUCCAUCCUAAAGAAAAUAUCCUUGCUGCUGGAGACAUUGAUGGAGAUAUAUAUUUGUACAGAUACUCUUGCAAUGACGGGGAGAACAAAGAGCUGUGGUCAUCUGGACAUCACCUUAAGUCCUGCAGAAAAGUCGCCUUUUCAAGUGAUGGAGAAAAACUGUUCAGUGUGUCCAAAGACAAGGCUGUUCACAUUAUGGAUGUAGAGGCUGGAAAACUUUCUAAGAGAAUUCCUAAAGCUCACAGCAAGCCUGUUAAUGCUUUGCUAUUAAUUGAUGAGAAUUUGUUCGCCACUGGGGAUGAUGAGGGCACUGUCAAAGUGUGGGAUAUGAGAAAAGGCACUUCAUUCAUGUCCCUGAAACACCACGAAGACUUCAUCAGUGACAUAGCUGUUGAUUCAGCAAAGAGGACUUUACUUACAUCCAGCGGUGAUGGAACUAUGGGUGUGUUCAAUUUAAAGAGAAGAAGAUUUGAACUGCUCUCUGAAAUCCAGGAUGGGGAUCUCACUUCUGUGUCCAUCAUGAAGCGUGGGAGAAAAGUGGUGUGUGGCUCCAGUGAAGGGAUGCUCUACAUUUUUAACUGGAACGGAUUUGGAGCAACUAGUGAUCGAUUUGCCCUCCAGGCAGAGUCUGUGGACUGCAUAGUACCAGUUACCGACAGCAUAUUGUGUACUGCCUCAAUGGAUGGAGUCAUCAGAGCUGUGAAUAUCUUGCCCAAUCGCGUUGUUGGCAGUGUGGGGCAGCACAUCGGUGAACCUAUUGAAGAAAUUGCUUGUUCGUGGGACAAACGCUUUCUUGCCAGCUGUGCUCAUGACCAGCUAAUCAAGUUCUGGGACAUUUCAGGACUCUCUGCGAUGAGAGUUAGCGAUUAUCGACAGCAGAAGAAAAAAGAUGGACGUCUCAAGGCACUUAGCAAUAAAGCAUUUGGCGGAGCGGGCGACUUUUUCUCUGGACUACUUGAUGUUAACGAGGCAAACGGAACAGAAGAGGUGGAGUACAGUGAUGAUGAGGAAGAUGAAGACAGUUAAAGAAAUUGAAAGACUUUUUGUGUUUAAGUUGCAGUUAAUUAUCCCAGUAUUUUUACAAUCUUUAUAUUUUUUUCAAACUAUCAGUUAAUAACAGUUAAUACACCAUGAAGAUCUAUCUGCAAAUCCAAACUAUACAAUAUAAGUUUAGUAUGUGCAUGCAUUUACUGGUUAUUGAUUGUAGACUUAAAUGAGUUUUCUGUACUCAUUGCCAAUUUUAUGAGCCUGCAGAGGCGCUGGAAAAAUAUAUAAUCACUUUUUGUAUCCUGUGUACUUUGCGUGUCCAUAAAAUGAAACGGGACCACCACUUAUCACAUAUGAUUUGGGUGGUGAACUGUUUAUUUUUUUCCUAACAUGCAAAUUCCAGACUUUUAAAAAUUGUACAGUGAAGUGAAGGCAUAUAUUUAUAGAUUAUAGCUGUUAAUUUUUCUGCUUUAUCAGUGUCAGUUUUUGACCACAGAAACUGCUCUCAACCAAGUAGUGAUGAGAUGUUUAAAAAAUCCCAUUCGUAUUUCUGUGCCACAUUCAUAUACUUGUGCUGUUAGUUCCUAAUGCUGCCUUCAUACUGCAUUUGACAAAUUACACACAAUGAAUUAAUAAAUCAUUAAUUUGAGUGAUGAUACAACA
This is a messenger RNA of Clarias gariepinus (North African catfish), 1804 nucleotides long. RefSeq names its product WD repeat domain 55 (gene wdr55). The record is from RefSeq and is a predicted model, not a curated record. Gene Ontology annotation, molecular function: protein binding. Bases 2 to 1180 code for a protein of 392 amino acids. The transcript has 8 exons. Lineage: Eukaryota; Metazoa; Chordata; Actinopteri; Siluriformes; Clariidae.